AUGAUGAUGACGUGCCGUCUGCUGUGCGCCCUGUUGGUGCUUGCCCUGUGCUGCUGCCCGUCCGUGUGCGUUUCAGAAAUUCAGCCUGCCGCUUCUUCACAGACGAAUACAACACCGGUACCAACUAAGCCUGAAUCUCCUGAAGCCGUCAACGGUCAAUCGACUCCUGCAACAGAGGGAGCACCACAGGGGACCGGUCAGCCAGGGAUGCAAAGUAACGGGUCCGCUGAGCAACCGCGAAAUAAUGCCGGAUAUGGAGGAAGUCCGACCGUUACGGUACCGCAAGUAAAUGCCGAGCCCAUUGAGGUACAGACAGACGAUAAGGACAGUAAGACAGAGACGACGCGUAGCACGAGUACGUCCUCAGGAAAAAUAGUUAAGGAAGCGGAAGACACGUCAGGGACAAAACCACCAACCACGACGACGACCACAACAAAACCACCGACUACAACAAAGGCACCAACCACGACGACCACCACCACUGCGCCAGAGGCACCAAGUACUACGACUACAGAGGCGCCAGCUGUGUCGACCACCCGCACACCGUCACGUCUUCGCGAAAUCGACGGCAGCCUCAGCAGCUCUGCGUGGGUGUGUGCCCCGCUGGUGCUUGCCGCAUCCGCGCUGGCGUACACCACUCUGGGCUGA
Molecule: messenger RNA, 648 nt
Organism: Trypanosoma cruzi
Lineage: Eukaryota; Euglenozoa; Kinetoplastea; Trypanosomatida; Trypanosomatidae
Product: mucin TcMUCII, putative
Exons: 1
Coding region: 1-648 (215 amino acids)
Source: RefSeq, a predicted model, not a curated record